CGCGUGCUCGAGUUGUCUGUGUGGACAGUUCACCAAACAUUUCAUUAUUUCCUCCGUGGAUAUUUGUUCGGAAGAGACAACGAAGACCUCACCCUCUCCUCUAGUAAGAAAUUCAGCACUUCCCCCAAACCAUGAGCAACGUGGGCUAUUGCGCGCCUCAGCCUUCACGUCGGCACAACCCCGUGGACAGCAUUUGCCGCAAGCUCCAGACCAUCCAGUGGCGUGGUGACAGGGAACCCAAUUCAGCCUUCCAGAUCCCUAGACUCUCUUCCAGCAGUUACGACAGCCCUCAGUGCGGCCUCAGGCACAACCUGGAAGCCAUCCUGAAGAAAGGCGCCAUCCUCAAAGACGAGGUGGAAAGGGUUCAAGGGAUGGGGAUGCCAAGCUCCCACAGCAGUGGCCUUGGUUCCUACGUACCCCUCUCAACUCCCAAAUGCAGUCCAUCCACACCAGCUAAUGUCACAUACACAAUCACAAGCACCCUGGGAGAGAGGAGAGGUCCUGAUGGGAGUGAUUUAAAACAUGUGAGGACAUGGCAGAGGUACUGUUCAACACCCGCAGGCCAGUCCAGAGACUCCCCUUAUUUUACGUUCACCCGAGGGCCAAACCCAGCGCAGUGUGAGAGCGACAGCCGGAGCUCUAGUCCUCCUCUGUCCUGCACUUUCACGUCGAGGAACAGCACCCUCUCCUACAACGUGAACUUCUGCUCUGCAGACGCAGCAAAUUCAGCACAGUGUGAGCUGCCCUACCCCGCACUGGUUGUGAAAAGACUUUCCAUGGGAGAUGGAGGGACGUCGGUUGACUCUGAAAAUGGAAGAAAUAUGGCAGAAAUCAGCCUCAUCUGUGAAGAGAAUCUGCUCGAUACCAUAUUUCAUGCUUGUGACACCCAGCGCAGAGGUAAAGUGUAUGUGUCUCAUAUUGUCAACUACCUGCGUCACACAACCAGUCGAAGCUCCGAAGACAGUGGACUAGAGGAACUUUGCAACAUGCUGGACCCAGAACGUAAAGACGUGUCCAUUGAUCUGGACACCUAUCAUGCUGUCAUGAAGGAGUGGAUAGAUGACUGCCGCAAUAGCAGAGAAGUCUCAGCAGAGAACUACACCCAGGAAGACUCAAUUAAACUCAAAGAUGGUACCUCUGCCCGAAGGUCUAUGUUGCUAAAUAUGACAUCAGGAAGCUUGGAGGCCUUUGGUGGAGAGGCAUCUAGAGUGGAAUUUGAAACAUCAGAGCUGGUAUAUUGUGUCGCUGAUCUUCAGAUGAGCAACCAAAAGCUUCAGGAAGAGGUACGGAAGCUAAAGCAGGUGGUGGAGAGCAUGGAGGAGAGCAACCAGAAACUGGCAGAGGAAAACGAGGAUUUACGCAAUCAAGCUAGGGUAACCCAACAGCUUGCACAGAAGGAGAAGAUGCUGAAAGAAGAGGUGGAAGAGAUGAAGGCAACAUUGAGCUGUACAGAAGAAGGGAGAGCUCGCGCCUCGGCACACAGCAAGCAUAUGGAGAGAGAAAAUCAGAGCCUGAUUACCCAGAUUGCAUCUCUUCAGGAGGAGAACUUUAAGAUCACCAUGGAGACGGAUGAGCUCCAGAACAAAAUAAGGGAGCUGUGUGACAUUAUUGCUGACCUUCAGCUGCAAAAUCACUCCUUUGAUGCCGUCAUUGGUGAAAAAGAAGCUAUUAUUGUGGAGAAGAACAGACAAAUAAAUGAGCUGAAGGCAACAGUCGAGGAAUAUUCUGCCAUCACAGAGCUGCUGAGGAAGGAUAAAAACAAGCUUGAGACCCAAAUGCAGAUGAUUCUUCCAGAUCUCGCUGGGGCUAGUCUGGCUUUGUCAGUGGCUUACAGAUUAAACCAGAGCAGCCUGGGAUCCCUGCAGACAGAACUUGCUCUGGCACAGUCUCCACUGGAGACUUCUGCUGGAGUGAACUAUUUUUCCACUCCAAUGACCACGGUCUCUUCGCUGGACGAGACGCUGGACAGAGAGUUGUUCCUGAUGCUGCAGGGACCCAACACCGAACAUGUUUCUCUGGAGUACAAGAGUCUCCUAAACAAACUGAAAAGAGAUUUCAAAGAAGAAGCCAGCUGCGUCUUAUCUGCAGUUCAAAACAUGAUGGAUAACCACACACAGUCAGACAGUAACACCAACCCUGAUCUUCAGACGGUGCAGGCUGAGCUCGAUGCUAGGAGGGCAGACUGGGCUGUUGGCUUGGACCAGCUGGCUCAGUACACCGACUCGUUAGAAAAGGAGCUGAUCAAAAUGGCCAGCAACAUGAGGAGAUCCCGCACUGAGAUCCUCCACCUUUCGGUCAGGGUGCAGGAGCAGGAGAACCAGAAGCGGCAGCUGUGCGAGGAACUGGAGCAGCUAAAGAUAUCUCAAGAAAGCAGAGAGGCCUCAUGCCAAACACCUGCGCCGGAGGAGGAGGAGCCUGACUUGGACUGGGACGAAGAGUUUGCUCUACAGGACUUCUUGAAAAAUGAACUAGCAGAGAGGAACUCCUGGCUGCAGGAUGGGAAAAAAGACUGCAGCCCUGAGGAAAAACCAGAUUAUUCACCAGAGAGAGUUGAAGAAGAGGAUGGGGAGAAGAGGUGGAUGGUAGUGGAUACACCUGGGGAAGGCAAAGUGAGAGAUACAUCCACUCCUCUCUCCUUCAUCUGUACGGACGUUCAACCUGCUCAAAGCACAUCUGAAGGAAGACGAGAUUUUGCAGCCUGCACAGAGUCAGAACUUGAGGUUAUUUGUCAACCUUUGCAGAAGGCGGCAGCAGUACCACUGAGCGCCCACUCACAGGCUGUCGGCAUAACACACCCAGAGGCGGUUGCUCUCCCUGCUCUGUCCCUCUCAGAAAACACAGGUGAAGACACAAGUGAGCUUCCAGAGUUGAACUCCAGCCUUCCAGCUCCAGCUCUAAACUCACCGGCUGAACAGGAUCACAGCACCAAGCCUCUUGAUUCAGCUGCUGCAGAAGCAGAUAUGGCUUCUGCAAGCGACGCGUCACCCGGAGCAGAUGAGAAGAUUCCCCAGAGCGACAGCAUCCUGUCGACCGGUGAGGAUCUCAGGCAAGUGGAGGAGAAAGAAGACGAGCUGGACGCAAGCGCAGCAGACAUGAACCGGCAUAAGAGCCUUAGUCGUGACCCGUCAGGAGAUAAAUCAGCAGCUGAGGACAGCACAAGUCCCUUACCUGUGCUGGUGGAGGAAGAAGAGACGGUUCAGGAUGAUACAGCUGACGGUCCAGCUCUUCCAACCAAUGUUGCAGCGAUGAACCAGCUCACAAGCAAUGGGCCAAACACCUCUGAGCGCGGCUCUCCUCAGUCAGAAUCACAGAUUGUACCAAACAGCCAAUCAGGAGGUGGAAAGAGCAGCACAUCCUCUAACCUCCCCUUUUCACAGAGUCUGGCACACAUCAUGGAUGCUGUUGAGAAGAACCAUAUCCAGGAUGAACCAAGUGAGAUCAGCCUGGUCUCCAGGAGACAAUCGGAUUCAUCCGUGAUCUCUGACUCCAACGAUGUUUUCAAAGACGACAGGAACAGCUCCUCACCUACUGAUAAGGAGAUUGAGGCAGAGUUCCAGCGCCUCGCACUGGGAUUCAAAUGUGAUCUGUUCACCCUGGAGAAAAGGCUUCGAUUAGAGGAGAGGUCGCGUGACCUUGCAGAAGAAAAUGUUCGCAGAGAAGUGUCCAGCUGCCAAGGCUUGUUGCAGGCUCUCACUCCUUUGUCGGAAGAUGACAGCCAGUCGAUGGAGAUCAUCCAGAGGCUCCAGAAAAACUUAGAUAUUCUGAUCCAGUCCAUGACCAGAGUGUCCAGUCGCUCUGAAAUGCUUGGAGCUAUUCACCAGGAGAAUCGUAUUGGUAAAGCAGUGGAGGUGAUGAUCCAGCACGUCGAGAACCUGAGGAGAACGUACACUAAAGAACACACUGAGCUCCUCGAGCUGAGAGAGGCGCUCAUGCAGAGUGAGAGAUCGUUCGGCUCACAAACGCAAAAAGAUGAUUUUCGGGGCAAGAAGCCGCCAUCAAAAUACACGCAGGAGAGAUCCAGAAGAGUCAGCACACCUGCUAUUGGAAACAUUCACUUUGGCAUGCCCAGAAUGGGUCAAGAUGGCCCAGAGAGUGAAAUAGAGAGGUUGACCAGGAGAUCCCCGUGGAAUGUGGCAGGGAAGAGCAUGACACGGCCGCCGCUAAAACGGUUUGUUAGCUCUGCGGCCUGGGUUGACACUGAAGACCCCCCUGACAUGACCAAGGGGCCGUCCUGCAGCAGCGCAGACUGCCAGUCGGACGACGAGCCAAAGGAGGCGGUGUUGGAGGAAAAGAGGAGGUCCAGCCUCACUGAGAUACUCGCCUCUCUCCUUCUGCCCCAGAAGACGUUAGUGAAACCAAAAGAACAUCACCAGCUUCCUGCAGCACUACUUCCAACUCCUUCGUCCAGCCCCACAACUACAGAUCCAGGAAUUCCUCAGUCUGUUUCCCAAAACCUGACCAGUUCCAAGGCCUCGGCUGCAGCAGUGGCCAGAGGAAGCAGAGGGCUCUGGCUGUGGUUGGCUAUUGUGGUUGUGCUAGCAGGCCUUCUUGCACUCCUGUUCAGUUUGGUGACGCAGCCAGCAGUCGACGCAGCGCCGGUGGGGACAGGAGACUCUUGGAUGACCAUCCAGCAGCUGCUGUGGCCUUACACUGGGCUCCGGCAUAACGGACAACCACCUGUGUAGACGGUGUACUGUGAGGCGGGUGGUUCUUGAGCCCCUCAUCCCCUCUGCAGUACGUCUCCUCGCACCAGCGUGGCGAUGACGGACAGUUUACCACUCCUGAGCAGAGACUGAUGGGACGUUUACUGGUGCCUGAAUAUUCCUGAAUCAAGAGUUGCAUUAACAGUACAGGCCAGGCCUUGGGGCUGGGAGGAUGGUCAACCCUACAGAUGAUUUUUAUGUAUCGGAUCAUGUUUGCUCAUUUAGUCUGUGUUUCUGCUCGUCUCUGUGUUUACAGGAGAGGUUGCGCUGACAAUGUUUUUACCACGGGGCAACCUGAAAACAUGAUGGUUUUGAUCAGUGCUGCUGAAAACAGCUGAUCAUGACGUAACACAUUCACUUAAAUCACGAUGUGUCAAAAACAGCUGGCCUAGCACUGACCGAUUAUGUCAAUUAUGAGGAAUGAUGGCACAAGUGUGUUGAAACACAUUUCAUUUGCUUAAAGUUAAAAAGACUACAAAUGUUUUAAUAGUUUUUUUUUUUUAUUUAACUUUCUGGUAUCAGAACAUAACGGUUGACUUGGCUAUACUGUUCAUAUAAGCUAAAGUCUACAAACACUGGCUAUGGGUUUAUUUUGUUUGAAAUGUAUACAAUUAUUAGCUUUGAGUGGAGAGAGAUGAAUCUUUUUACCUCAAAGCUAAACAUCACCAGGUAUGUACUGGUAUUGUAAUUGUUAUGGAUUUAAGACAAACUUUUUUCCUUUUUUUUUUUUAAGGUUCAACACCUUGUUUUGUCUUUUUAAGUUUGAACACCAACUUAAUUUCUUUUUACUUUAUUUCUUUCUGUGGCUCCCACAGUUUUCAAUUGAAUACACUUUUGUAUGUCCCAAAAAGGGAUGCAUGGAUCUUUGCACAAAUAAAGUAGCCUAUUCUGCAAUGAAAUGCGUUCUGCAUCCCAGUGUAAAUUUAACAUUCAUACACGUGUCAGUGCAUUAGCCUAAUACCACCAUUUAUAAAUCAACCAGGCUUCUGGAAGGGAGAAGGUUUUAACAAAGCCGUAAUGGAAGUUUCUGGCCAUAGGAAAUCCAUCCUCAAAAGACGCUCACACACCUGGAAUAUGGAAUUAAUGAUGCAGUACUUCAGUUGUUUUGGUCUAUUUUAAUCUCUCUUCUUUCCUCCCAGCUGAAAUGCCUGGCAGAAGUAUUAAUGCCAUGCAAACUCUGCUGUCAUUUGUCACAUGGCAACACAAAUCUUCAACUGAUUUUCUCUGGAUUUCACGAGAUUGAUAGAAAUUUGUGCACAAGUGUGAAGGAAGGUGAUAUGUUUUUACAAACAAAAAUCUCAAAAUGGUGGUUUUCAUUUAAAUUCAAUCUCCCAAAUGUAUAUUUUGUAGCUUUUAUAGGGUUUUGUUUGGGGGGGGGGCAGGGGUUCUCAAGGUUAAUCUUAACCAUCUUCCCUGCUCCACCUCUGCACUGCGCACCACUGCCACAACUCAAGCAAUGCUAUGGCCAGGAUAGCAUUGUCCUGCAGUGGUCGUUUAAUGCCACGGAGUUUUGGCUAUAGGAACAAAAAGUAAAUUUUGGUCUCAUCGAACCAGAACACCAUGCUUUCUUUAUCCUCUCUAGAGCUCGUGGCAAACUUCUUGGUGAUCUUCUUACAGUUUUCUCACAACUCAUCCAUAGAGGCUGCAUUUGCCCAGUGCAUGACUGACUGCUUUCCUCUCGACAGAUUCUCUUUUUGAGCUGUGUGUCCAUGCAGCUCCUCCAGUUAUGGGCCUCAAGGCUGCUCUUCUCUGAAAAAUUAUCUCUUUGCCCUUGUAUGGCCAUCUCUGGGUAUUGUUGCCAUAUUCAGUUGACGGGUUUAAGCUGUGCUUUGUAAGAUGUUCAUAUCUUAUGAUGUGUUUUCAUAACUAAGCCCAGCUUCAAACACCUCAACAACUUUACCCCUGACCUGUUGUGUUUCUAGCACGAAAUUAUUUCUUUGUUUCACAUUGAUGCACUACUUUGCUUUGGUCUAGUCCAGGUGGAAAAGCUCAAGGAGCAUGAACACUUUUACAGGGCAGUGUAUUAACCAACAAGCCAAUAAUUUGCAACAUGGAGCCAGCUUUUUAAUGCACUUCCCUAUUUGAAAAAGGAUAUCCCUUUUCCCUCUCGUGUUGAUGUAAAUGUCAAAUUGUAAAACAGCAGACAAUUGUAGCGCCAAAGCAGAAGUUACAAAACUGAACCAGACAUGUUGCUGGUAAUAAUUUGCAUGCGCACAGCUUAGUGAUGUUGUGUUGGUGUGCGGAAGAGCUCUGAAUGUCCCAUUCGACAUUCCACAUGGUCCACGAGAAGGAGCAAGCAAAUGUAAAGGGGAACAUCCGGCCAUGUUUCUGUGGUGGGGUCCUGAAACGUGGCUUUGAGGGAGGGGGGGGAAAUCUUAGUUUCAAAUUUUCUAAAUUUGAAUUUAUUCCACAGUUCCUUCUUUGCACUCUGAGGACAAACAAGCUGUAAACACUGAGCCAUGCAACUAAAUCCUGGUGUAACUUGUGGUUCUUCUUUUUUUUUUUAAAGGCGGGGGAGGGGGGUUGACACAUCUGUUGAAGAUCAGCAGUUGUUUAUUCCAUUCAGGAACAAUAUGACAGGAUAUGCAUGAUUUAUUGGUAUUAUAAAUAAAAUUCAAAACAAAUUCAGCCAGUGUUUGAAAAUUGGCAGCAAAAUGAGUUAUCUGAUCUGUAGUCUGAUUCAUGACACUCAUGUUUGUUGAAAAUUAACCUUUUGGAUGUAAAAAAAAAAAAAAAAAAAAAACUUC
Molecule: messenger RNA, 7450 nt
Organism: Xiphophorus maculatus (southern platyfish)
Lineage: Eukaryota; Metazoa; Chordata; Actinopteri; Cyprinodontiformes; Poeciliidae
Gene: lrmp
Product: lymphoid-restricted membrane protein-like
Exons: 39
Coding region: 132-4685 (1517 amino acids)
Cellular component (GO): endoplasmic reticulum membrane
Source: RefSeq, a predicted model, not a curated record